Molecule: messenger RNA, 558 nt
Organism: Knipowitschia caucasica
Lineage: Eukaryota; Metazoa; Chordata; Actinopteri; Gobiiformes; Gobiidae
Source: the annotation of a GenBank genome assembly
AUGCAGAGUCUGAUGCAGAAGCUGAUGCAGAAGCUGAUGCAGCGUCUGAUGCAGCGUCUGAUGCAGCGUCUGAUGCAGCGUCUGAUGCAGAGUCUGAUGCAGAGUCUGAUGCAGAGUCUGAUGCAGAGUCUGAUGCAGAGUCUGAUGCAGAGUCUGAUGCAGAGUCUGAUGCAGAGUCUGAUGCAGAGUCUGAUGCAGAAGCUGACUCUCCCCUGGAUCACUCUCGGUGACAUCACACAGAUGAGGGAGCAGAUUUCAAGUGUUAAUGACGUGAAGAUUUAUAAUUUAAGUCACGGAAAGUCUCUCCCGGAGUGGCUGUCAGACAGAAAAAAGAGGCAGCUACAAAAGAAAGAUGUCGACAUUCAGCGCAGGAUCGAGCUCAUCCAGGAUUUCGAGAUGCCCACAGUGUGCACCUCGAUAAAAGUGUCAAGGGACGGACAGUAUGUUUUAGCUGCAGGCACGUACAAACCCAGGAUACGUUGUUACGAUACUUAUCAGUUGUCGUUGAAGUUUGAGCGAUGCCUGGAUUCAGACGGUACGUGCACCCCCAGUCUAUGA